Molecule: messenger RNA, 267 nt
Organism: Protopolystoma xenopodis
Lineage: Eukaryota; Metazoa; Platyhelminthes; Monogenea; Polystomatidea; Polystomatidae
Source: the annotation of a GenBank genome assembly
UUAGAACCGAUCCGACGAAUUUCUUCUUGGUUCCAUCUUGGACGCCUUAUAGAUGGCCUCCCCUCAACCGAUGACUUCGCCACUUGCCACUUGCCACCUUGGCAGCCAAAUUAUCCAGGAAAAGAUAUCAACAUAGAUGAUGCACCAUACUUCGAUGAUGAUAAUGCUGAAUUUGGACUGGAAGCCAAUGAUCCUGAUGAUUGGAUUGGCGAGUUGACUACGGACAUAGAUAUUUUGGACAACAUACAUUCAUAUUUUGCUUGCUAA